CGGAUAUUACCGUGAGACCGGGGUUAGAAGUUCUCUCUCACAGCCAUCUUGGAUAUAGCAUCCCAAGUCGCAACCAUGCCUGGUGAAGCCACAGAAACGGUCCCAGUCACCGAGCAGGAGAUGCAGCAGCCUCAAGUGGAGACUGCUCUUCCUUCAUCAGCUACAGGAGUAAUGAAUUCUCCCCCUGAGAUGGCUGUUCCUACAGUGAACAAGGCAACCCCACUGGAGAAUCCUCCAGAAACCUCUGUUCCUGCUCAAGAGAUGAGCUCCCCAGAAGAAGCAAGCAUUCAGACUAGUGGCGAUCAACAAAAUGGUGUUGCUGCAGCUGGGUUAGAAGAAACAUCUGUUUCACAGCAAGGGGCACCUGCUGACCCACCAGGGGCUUCGUCUGGUUCGCCAGUUCCUGAAGAGUCCAUGCCUACUGCUGAGCCUCCAACUAAAGAGGUACAAAGUCAGGAGUCAGUCGUUUCUGCUGAAGAAGUGGCCAGCAAAGAGGUUAAGCAGACUUCUGUAGAAGAGAAGGCCUCUGGAGAAGAGCUGGGAACAGUGGCCGGGAAAAUUCCUGAUGAUCCAAAACCAUCUGCUCCUGAAGACGUCAGUGCAAAUAGUGACGAUAGGGAGAUGGCAGAAGAGGGUCCGAGGAACCUUUGCCUGGAUGCACCUCAAGACGUAUUGCCUGGUGAUGUGAACAUCGACAUGGCAACUCAAAACAAAAAUCUUGACAAGAAGGAACCUGUUAUACUUCUCUCCAAGGGCAUUCAAUCAAAGGGGACCUCCAAAUGUGAAGGCCCAUCCAUUUCCACUCGCCACCUGUCAGGCUCCGGCACUGAGUCGGACAGCGAUGACUCAGUUCCUGACCUGGAGGAACAGGACUCUGCACAGACACAGACACAGCAAGCUCAGCUUGCAGCAGCCGCUGAGAUAGAUGAGGAGCCUGUCAGCAAAGCCAAACAGAGCCGCAGUGAAAAGAAGGCGCGGAAGGCAAUGUCAAAGCUUGGUCUCAGGCAGGUAACAGGGGUCACCAGGGUCACGAUUCGCAAGUCAAAGAACAUCUUGUUUGUCAUCACCAAGCCAGAUGUCUACAAGAGCCCUGCAUCAGACACAUACAUCGUCUUCGGUGAAGCUAAGAUUGAAGAUCUUUCCCAGCAAGCCCAGCUGGCUGCUGCAGAAAAAUUCAAGGUACAGGGAGAAGCUGUAUCAAACAUCCAGGAAAACACACAGACGCCAACAGUACAGGAAGAGAGCGAAGAAGAGGAGGUUGAUGAGACCGGAGUUGAGGUCAAGGACAUUGAACUCGUCAUGUCACAAGCCAACGUGUCGCGGGCGAAGGCUGUACGCGCCCUGAAAAACAACAACAACGACAUUGUCAAUGCUAUUAUGGAGUUGACAAUGUAAUGGGACCCUGUCAACAAAGAGUUGAAGAAAGGUUGCUGAUUUAAUCUAAACUCGUUUAUACAAUUUAUACCCAAGAUGGAAAUAAAGUUGUGGCUUGAUGAAAUGAAA
Molecule: messenger RNA, 1503 nt
Organism: Seriola dumerili (greater amberjack)
Lineage: Eukaryota; Metazoa; Chordata; Actinopteri; Carangiformes; Carangidae
Gene: naca
Product: nascent polypeptide-associated complex alpha subunit
Exons: 9
Coding region: 76-1395 (439 amino acids)
Biological process (GO): protein targeting to membrane
Cellular component (GO): cytoplasm; nascent polypeptide-associated complex
Source: RefSeq, a predicted model, not a curated record